Molecule: messenger RNA, 1608 nt
Organism: Entamoeba histolytica HM-1:IMSS
Lineage: Eukaryota; Evosea; Mastigamoebida; Endamoebidae
Exons: 1
Coding region: 1-1608 (535 amino acids)
Source: RefSeq, a predicted model, not a curated record
AUGGGAAAUCAACCAAGUGAAUCGCUCUCAUUUCAAUGGCAAUCACGACUAACAAGGAGUAGAUCAUCAUUGAUAACAAAACCUGGACAAUUACCAAGAUUUAUUCUCAUAAAAAUUAUACCCUACUUGAAAAAUAUUUCCAAUGUAUUACACUUUGGGGCAGUUUCAAAGAAAUGUGCAACAGCAAUCAUUUUUACAACAAUUAAUCCAUUUUUUAGUUCAGAAACAUUAAUUUCUGAAUUGAAACUAUUUAGUGGUAUUAAAGUCAUAAGAACAGAUAUAUCAAAUGCUCUUAAUUUGUCACUUCCUCAAGAUAAGUUAUUAGAAAUUAAAAUGAGUUACCAUGAAAUAGAAGGAGAAAUAUCUUGGAAAAAAAUAACUAAUGGAAUAGUUAGUUUAGAACUUCAACUUUUCAAAGAAAUAGAAAUUGAUUUUAAGUCUUAUAAAGAACUUCAAAAAGUUAAAUUCAUAUUUUGGGAUGACCUUAAUGAAAAGUAUUGUGAGAAAUUUAUAGAAAGUGUUAUUUAUUGUGAGAAUUUAAAGGAAUGUAUUAUUGAAGUUGAUGAACAUUUAUUGAAUAUAAUGAAAUAUGGAAUUAAUCAAUUAAUUAAUAAAGGAGUUAUUGUGGUAUUAAAAAUACAUAAUGCAAAACAAGUAUUAUUUGAAAUUAAAAACAAUCCUAAUCUUCAUUUGUGUGCUUAUUCAAAUGAAUUACAUAAAAGUAUCAUUGAUGGGUCUACAAUUCUACUACCAGAUGAUAAAAGAUUAGAAUUAAAUGUCUCAUUAGCAAGCUGUGAAAGUUCUUUACACAAAGUAAUUGAUGCUUAUUAUCCGACGUCAAUAUUUAUUAGAGGUAAUACUGCUAUCCCAAAUAACAGUAAUAAAAGUUUUUCUAAAAGAACAUUAGACAACUCUGCUUCUUCACCAAUCAUACAAUCCUUAGAUUUAUCUUCUUUUUCUUGUCUUGAACAAGUUACACUUGAAGGAAUUAAAAUAGUAAACCAAAAACACUUUCUUUUACCAACAUCUUUAACAUACCUUUCAUUGUGUGACUGUGAAGACGUUAAAUCAAUCAUCAUUCCAUCAUCAUUAGUACAACUAAAUUGUUCUAAUUGUACUUCACUUUCUUCAUUUCAAACUAGCACUGAUCCUAAACUGAAAAUUCUUCAAAUUGACCAUUGUAAUUCCAUUAAAUUCAUUCAUUGUCCUAACUCUGUUAAUCAAAUAGAAAUUAAAUACUGUACAUCGUUAAGUGAUUUAGAUUAUAAUAAAAAUGUUGAAUCAAUUGAGAUUCAUAACUGUUAUUUAUUAAAACAGAUUAAACCAGCACAACUAACUAAAUUGGUUCUUUGUGGUUGUUCAAUUUCAAACUUAACUGAUUUACUUCAUUGUUCAUUAAAAGAAUUAAAGAUUAAUACUUCAAAUAUUCCUAAAACAUUAGUUAUUCCAACAACACUAACAAAACUUGAUCUUCAAAACUGUGAUGGUUUAUGUGAAAUUGAUAACUUAAACAAAUGCAAUUGUUUAUCAACAAAAACAAAAGAGAAAUACCUCAGGUUAUCAAAAAGUUCAUUAAAAAAAAGAAAGAGUGGGGUUAAUUUCCUUUGA